CUCAAAGAACAAACGAAGACAAGCAACGACUACCCAGCCGGACACAAACAAAGAACAAACGCCAAAACAAUCAAAUCAAGUCCGAAACAAAAUGAGCGAGCAGCUGCGCACCAAGCUCACGGAGCACGGCCAGGGCCAUGUGCUCAAGUUCUUCGAUGACCUUGACGAUGCGGCCAAGGCGGCCUUUGAGAAGGAUCUCCUGUCCAUCGACAUGGAUGCCCUCAACACGCAGUUCCAGGCUGCCAUGAGCGGCAGCACCACGGAGAAGCUGGACGAGUUCAUGAAGCCCCUGCCUGCCUCCGACAUUGGCAACGCCACUGCCUUCCCGCCCACAGCGGAGAUGAACGAGUGGUUUGAUGCGGGCCUCAAGGCCAUCUCAGAGGGAAAGGUCGCUGCACUCCUGCUCGCCGGCGGUCAGGGCUCCCGUCUCGGCAGCAAGGAUCCAAAGGGCAUGUUCCCCCUUGGCCUCCCCUCCGGCAAGACGCUGCUGCAGCUGCAGGCUGAGCGCAUCCUGCGCCUGCAACAGCUGGCAAAGGACAAGUUUGGCGUUGACUGCGUUAUCCCAUGGUACGUGAUGACGAGCGGGGCGACGAUGGAGAAGACAGCCAACUUCUUCAAGUCCAACGACUACUUUGGCGUGAAGGAGAGCGACGUGUUCAUCUUCUCGCAGUUCCAGGUACCCAGCCUGACCAAGGACGGCAAGCUCAUCCUCAACGGCAAGGGCUCCAUUGCCCGCAACCCGGACGGCAACGGCGGUCUGUACAAGGCCCUCAAGGAGCGCGGCGCCCUCGACGACAUGGCACGCCGCGGCAUCGAGCAUGUGCACGUGUACUGCGUGGACAACGUGCUUGUCAAGGUGGCCAACCCGACCUUCAUUGGCUUCUGCAUUGCUCAGGGCGUGGAGGCAGGCGCCCUCGUCGUCCCAAAGGCCCAGCCCCACGAGAAGGUUGGCGUGCUGUGUCGGGUGAAGGACAAGUACCAGGUUGUUGAGUACAGCGAGAUUUCGGCGGCGACGGCGGAGGCGCGCGAUGCUGACGGGAAUCUCCUCUACAGCGCAGGCAACAUUUGCAACCACUACUUCUCAAAGGCCUUCCUCGACGUCUGCGGGGCGCGCCACGAGGAGCUCGUGCAUCACAUCGCCCACAAGAAGAUCCCCCACCUCGACGACCACGGCACACUUGUCAAGCCAGACGCAAACAACGGCGUGAAGAUGGAGAAGUUCGUGUUUGACGUGUUCCAGUUUGCGGACCGCCUUGGUGUUCUGGAGGUCUCGCGCGAGCACAGCUUCUCUCCCCUCAAGAACGCGUCUGGUGCUGCCAGCGGCACGAAGGAGACAUGCCAGCGCGAUCUGUAUGCGCUCCAUCGCCUCUUCCUCAACGCCGCCGGCGUUCGCUUCCAGAACAAGGACGGAUCAGAGCUGCCACUUGCCAAGAUGGACAGCCGCCACGUGUGCGAGAUUUCGCCGCUCGUCAGCUACGCCGGCGAGGGCCUCGAGGACUAUGCAGCGAAACACCCGACCAUCUCGGAGUUCCCCGUUCACAUCCAGUAGACAACCAACCGACGCUAUCCUCCUCUCCACCCACCAAUUCCUGUUCCGCCACUCUUCAUACCUCUCCCGCCUUAUGCUACGUUAACUCUUGCCACGCCGUGCAUGCCAAGGCCUGGCGCUUGGGGUCCGUUGUGAUAAUGCCAGCACGUGCGUGUGUGUGUUGGUUGUCUUGCAUGAAUAGACCCAAGCAACGACA
Molecule: messenger RNA, 1745 nt
Organism: Salpingoeca rosetta
Lineage: Eukaryota; Choanoflagellata; Craspedida; Salpingoecidae
Product: UDP-n-acteylglucosamine pyrophosphorylase
Exons: 10
Coding region: 92-1549 (485 amino acids)
Biological process (GO): UDP-N-acetylglucosamine biosynthetic process
Molecular function (GO): UDP-N-acetylglucosamine diphosphorylase activity
Source: RefSeq, a predicted model, not a curated record